Messenger RNA from Rhodofomes roseus, 1968 nucleotides. RefSeq lists its product as uncharacterized. NCBI's taxonomy places the organism in Eukaryota, Fungi, Basidiomycota, Agaricomycetes, Polyporales, Fomitopsidaceae. The record is from RefSeq and is a predicted model, not a curated record. The transcript has 11 exons. The coding region runs from base 1 to 1968 and encodes 655 amino acids.
AUGCUCCCAGAAUCCGACGAUUCCGCGCCUCACCCUUCUCAUCGUCGUGAAAGGAGCCCCGACGCCGAGGUAGCCCAGCGUGCUAACGUCGUCGCAAACGAGCCCAAGGCGUCUGUGCCUGACCCCGCCAAUGCGGCGUCCGAGAAGGAAGCGAGCGCACCCCAGGUCAACGAGUCCUCGAACCAAGCGGGCACGAACUCAACAGUCCCGGACGCACCUCCAAAGCCAAAGAAACAGAAGAAACCACGUACUAACUGGCAGGAGCUGGGCCUGGUGGAGCUCUUGCAGUCUCACAUGGCAGGGUGGAACGCUUCCGGCGAUGAUACUCAACGCAGGAAGGCGUUCUUGGACAAAGUCGUCGCCGAGAUCGCAGCCUCGGGGAAGUGGAAGCCCAAGAAUCCAACGAAUCUUCGCGCGGUUACUCGUACAUGGUUCAAGAACCACAAGAACGACACCCAUGACUCUGGCUCUGAGUCUGAAGACGAUGUCCCCGACAACGACAAUGCCACCCAGAAGUCAAUAUUCUCCAAGAGAGCGAAAGGACCUUCCGAACGCUGGGCUGAAGUCCCCGAGAACAAGGCUCGCAUCCUGCAGUACAUGGAUCCAACGAAGGGAGCUGGCCAGGGUGGGCGGAUUGCGGCGAUGCGUAAAAGGUUGUACGACGAGCUGCCGCAGGAGGAGAAAGACUACUGGGAGAGUCUCCCCCCACCCGAACAGACCCCUGACGAAGUCGAGGCUGACAUGGCAGAGAACCGUAAAAAGCUCCCGGACACGCUGUCGGAGAUGCUGCGCAGCCUCAUUGGUGUCGGUCCACACCGAAUAGGUAACACUAUCUUUUUCGUGCGGUGGGCCAUUAUGCCAGCCGAUGGGGAACUCGACACAAUGCAAUUCUAUGUCGGUGAUGAACCAGACGGAGAGAGCUUUAUAGAUUAUGCCGGUGGUCUCAUGGCGGAGAACACACAGUGGGUCGGCUAUUCCCAAAAAGCCCUCCGGGUGGGACAUGGGAUCACGUACGUCAACGGUCGCCCCAUGCUCCCGGAGAGUCGGCCGGAGUGGAACGGAAUCAACAUGAUAGAAGUACUACAGGAGUACUUCCGAGCCGCCUGGCAUUAUGCCCAUCAAGGUGUCGACGAGGUGCCCGUGCUCACUGCGGCAUCAAUAUCCGAGCGCCUCGCGCAUUUGGGAUGGCCGACCCCGGAUCUCAGCCAGGCGACGGGUGCAACCGUCGAGCAAGUCUUCCCGUUGUGGAUCAAGAUCCGUUCUACGCAAGAUACGGACGCCGCCUUCACGUUCGCGCCCAAGGACGCGGUCAAUCUGAGUGAUGAGGUGAUGAUCGCGAGCGUGAAUGCAGCCAGGGACCCCGUCAAUCCUGCGAACAACACGCGCCGAAAUGCAGACGGACGCUCAAUCACAAGAAGGGCGAGCAGAGCCCGUGUCGUGGAAUCCACUGACGACGAAAAGGACGACGACGAGGGCAUGGAUUCUACGUCGGUACGACUGAGCCGGGCGGCGAGUCGCAUCGACGGCAUCUCAGAGCCGGACGACGAGACGACGAGCGGUGCAGCUGCUGACGUUGACGCAGGCGGCGACGACAAGGUCAUGGACGACACCGCGGGUGGUGAGGUUGCCGACGAGGGUUCGGCUCGCAACGGCGCAGGAUCCAAAGGCAAGGAUGGCCCAGCUCGGCGCGCCAAGCAAAAGAAUAACCAGGAGGACGAGAAUGCAGAACCCAGGAAGAAGCGCAAGAUGAAGGGAGGGGAUGAUGGAAAGGCUAAGGGCACGCAGGAGGUCGCUGAUGAACCAAGACAACCUCGCGUACGUAAACCCUCGUCUAAAGCAGCGGAGGCGGCGGCGACGGGCAUAUCGACCACGCGGUCGUCGGCGGGCUCAUCGCGCGCAACGCGCCCCAAGAGUAAUACAACGGCAACAUCGAAGUCUACUGCCCGGAAGGCUGUGCAGAGGUCUUGA